AAACAAGUUAGCAGCACUGAAACUACAAAUUGAGGUAAAAAUCUUAAACAAAAAGUCAUUUGUGAUUUUUAAAGUGCACUGAACUUCCGUAAAGAGUACCACACAACAACAAAAGCAAAACAAACAACAGUUAAAGCCCCAGCAGCUGAACAUGGAUUUUGAGCAUGCCGAUAACGAUAACGAAAAUGAGCAUAAUCCGAAUUUAUCCUCGGAGAGCAGCAGCGCCAGCAGCAACAAUAGCAAUUUACAGGCAGACGAAACAGCAGCAGUAGCAACAACAACAACAGCAACUGCAGUAGCAGCAUCAGCAGCUGUUAAUGAUAGUGCUGCUAGCAGCAGCUCAGCUGCAGUGCUGUUAAUUAACAUUGAUGCUGUUAGCAGCACAACAAAUACAGAACAAGAACAACAGCAACAGCAACAACCACUACAAACUGAAGCUGAACAUGAGCAUUCUCCCACUCCUACUCUACAGCAACCACAGGCAGCAGAAGCAGCAGACGAGCGUGUUGAGGAGGAGCAGCAGCAGCAGCAGCAGCAGGCAAUUGAGGAGCAGCAGGAGCAACAGCAGUUGCCGCCUCCAGAAAUAAUUGACGCGGACGCCAUUGCCGAUACAAUUGACGCGGGCGCAAUUGAUAACGAUAACGACGCCGUCGUGGAGCGUAUUGACGAUUACGACGACGAGGACGACGGUGAGGAAGGCGACGACGACCUCGACGAGGAGGAGGAGGAGGGCGACGCCGACCGCGACGCUGUCGCCGCCGCAGCAGCAGCAGAAGCUGGUGGAUCAACGUCAGGAUCAGUCAGUGGUCAGCAGCGUCUGCAUUCUGUGGCCGUCUUGCCGAGCUAUUCCACUGCCGGUCAAAGCGUUGCACGUGCCUCACUGCCACCACUAUUGCGUGCACCACGCACCAAUCACAACAACAGCAACAAUAAUAAUAACAACAACAACAACAAUAAUAAUAAUAAUAAUAAUAAUAUCAACAUUAACAAUAGCGGCCCUUCAAGCUCAUCGAGCAGCUCGCGACGCACGCGUCACUUUUACAGCAACAACGGCAGCCACUUCAGCAACGACAUGUACGCCGGCAGCAGCCACAAAAGCUCCAGCCAGAGCCACCAGAGCCACAGCCACAGCUCCCCACGCACGGCCAGCAGUAGCGGCAGCAGCGCAGCUCGCACCCAGAAUCCGAAUCAGUCGCAUCAAGGCGUAGAUCCUCUGCGUCUGCUCUAUCCGAAUGUCAACGAGAACGAGACUCCGUUGCCACGCUGCUGGAGUCCACACGACAAGUGCCUGACCAUUGGACUCUCGCACAACAACCUACGUGUCACUUACAAGGGAGUGGGGAAACAACACAUUGAAACAGCAGGCUCUGUACGAACUGCAUACCCGAUACCAUCGUCCUGUGGCCUUUAUUACUUUGAGGUGCGGAUCAUUUCAAAGGGUCGCAAUGGUUACAUGGGCAUUGGACUGACUGCCCAACAGUUUCGCAUGAAUCGCUUGCCAGGUGGAGACAAGCAGUCGUAUGGCUAUCACGGCUACGAUGGCAACUCGUUUAGCUCCUCGUGCAAUGGCCAGUCAUAUGGUCCUACCUUUACCACUGGCGAUGUCAUUGGCUGUUGUGUCAACUUUGUGACCAACACUUGUUUCUAUACUAAGAACGGUGUCGACCUGGGCAUAGCAUUUAGGGACUUACCAACCAAACUCUACCCCACGGUCGGUUUGCAAACACCUGGCGAGGAAGUGGAUGCCAAUUUUGGUCAGGAACCAUUUAAAUUUGAUAAAAUUGAGGAAAUGAUGAAGGAGAUGCGUGCUAAUGUACUGCGCAAAAUCGACAGAAAUCCUCAUUUGCUGGAAACGCCCGAGAACCUAAUGAAUAGACUGGUCUCGACUUAUUUGGUGCACAGUGGCUACUGUAAGACAGCCGAGGCUUUUAAUGGCUACACACAGCAGACUUUCGAUGAGGAUAUAUCUUCAAUCAAGACACGUCAAAAGAUAAUCAAGCUCAUACAGACGGGCAAAAUGAGCCAAGCCAUUGAGAACACGCUGCGUGCUUAUCCGGGUCUCUUGGAAAAUAACAAGAAUCUUUGGUUUGCACUCAAGUGCCGUCAGUUUAUCGAGAUGAUCAAUGGCGCUGAUAUUGAGCAUGCCAAUAAUAAAGUAACCGCCACCACACAGACUAUGCCAACAAAUCAAACAUCGGUCAUACAGUCGACCAAGGCGUUCAAGCACAGCAAAAGCGGCAGCGGUAGCAGCACCACCAACAGCGCCACCAGCACCACCACCGCCAUCAACACCAAUACCAACAACCAGCCACAAAACAACACUGCGAACUCAGCUGUGAUAAAACCAGGCGAUAAACCAGAACCCAAAAACAUGAUUAUUGAUGACAACUCCAACAAGUGUCCGGAGCACGAUUCAAAUAGCAUGGACGUGGAAAUGGAGCCUUGCAACAGUCACUCCAAUGGCGAUUCCUGUUCUAAUGGCAAUGCCAACGCAGCGCGUAACUCUCUAGAUGCCAUCGAUGAGGAAAUGGAUGUGGACGUCUCGCCCUCUUCUCGUAAUUAUGGGCGUGUCAUUGAGAAGAUACUGGAAUUUGGCAAGGAACUGUCCAGCAUGGGACAACAGCUGGAAAAAGAGAACCUCAUGACUGAAGAGGAGCGUCAAAUGUUAGAGGAUGCAUUUAGCUUGAUUGCUUACUCAAAUCCUUGGUCCAGUCCUUUGGGCUGGCUGUUGUGUCCCUCGCGACGUGAAAACGUCUCCACCACGCUCAAUUCAGCCAUAUUGGAGUCGCUCAACUUUAAGCGCCGGCCACCACUUGAAUAUUUGGUGGCACACGCAGCGGAGCUAUUGAAACUAAUUGGACAGCAUUCUUUGGGUGAGGAUGCUUUCAUUACCAUCGAUGAUGUGUUUCCGCAAAAUUGACCCAGUUCGCCGACGCUGCUGAAGAUGUUCGAGACCACGCUGACUUUACCGCGCACCAGCGUGCUAACCGAACCGCUGGGCAGCGUACCCUCCACAUCGACGGCUGCCGUACAGACCACCAAACGGCGUCGUCGUCGCCGUAACAAGCGUCGCCGCAAAUCGUCCAUGUCGAGCAGUGAGGCGCCCUCAUCUAGAACUUAUGAUCCAGUGAUGACGGCAACCAGCAUACGUGGCGGCAGUUCAGGUCCAGGUACAGCACGUCGUGGUCGACAUAGGGGAGUUAGUUCCGCAUCAGCGGCAGCGGCGGCAGCAGCAGCAGCGGCAGCAGCAGGAGCAUCGUCAUCGGCCAUGAGCGGUGGCAGCAGCCCGGCGUUAUAUGUGGAUCCGCACGAUUACUUCGAGACACUCGACUAGAUUAAGAUUAUCAGCAAUUUGCAAUCUGUAAUCUGUAGUAGGUUAAUUCUGUUGUUACUUCAAAUUUUUUACAUGCGCGCUCCCCAAUGCGUCUAUUUAAUGCCCUUCUUUUAAUGGUUUAACAAAUUAAUUAUGCUAACCUAAUACUACGGUAUUGAUGCGAAAUUGUUCAGCAAUUAUGUUUUUUGGCCUUUGAUUUAGCGAGAUUUUAAUAAUGUUUUAAAGCAUAUUUUUAUAUAAUUAGCCUUUCGGAUGUAAGCAUAAAGAAGUGUGUGUAAUAUUAUCUUAUGUAUAAUUAAACAAUUAUUAGAAGCCGUGCUGCGCCACGCCUCCAUCCCCACAUUUUUUAACUAUAUGGCAUACAAUAUUGUGUAUUGUUUUUGUUUCAAUUCGAUGCCAGAUGAUGGAAACGAGAGAUCACCAAAAUAGAUUUAAAUGCAAUACCAA
Molecule: messenger RNA, 3781 nt
Organism: Drosophila innubila
Lineage: Eukaryota; Metazoa; Arthropoda; Insecta; Diptera; Drosophilidae
Gene: RanBPM
Product: ran-binding proteins 9/10 homolog
Exons: 13
Coding region: 152-2920 (922 amino acids)
Biological process (GO): cell surface receptor signaling pathway; cytoskeleton organization
Cellular component (GO): cytoplasm
Molecular function (GO): protein binding
Source: RefSeq, a predicted model, not a curated record